Mauremys mutica (yellowpond turtle) is the source of this 859-nucleotide messenger RNA. RefSeq names its product kinesin-like protein KIF17. NCBI's taxonomy places the organism in Eukaryota, Metazoa, Chordata, Testudines, Geoemydidae. The transcript has 4 exons. Gene Ontology annotation, molecular function: microtubule motor activity; ATP binding; microtubule binding. The coding region runs from base 92 to 859 and encodes 255 amino acids. The record is from RefSeq and is a predicted model, not a curated record. Gene Ontology annotation, biological process: microtubule-based movement.
GGAUCGUGCCCCCUGAGCCGGGCUCGCUCCAGCCGUCCCGCGCCGUUGGAAGCGCCUCUGCAGACGGCAAGGUUGUCCGGUGAUUUCGGACAUGGCCUCGGAGGCGGUGAAGGUCAUAGUGCGCUGCCGGCCCAUGAACGAGCGAGAGAAGGCGCUCAGCUGCCAGGCCGUGAUCAGCAUGGACAGCCCCCGGGGCCAGUGCUUUAUCCAGAACCCGGGGGCCACUGACGAGCCCCCGAAGCAGUUCACCUUCCACGGGGCGUACUAUGAGAGCCACAACACUGAACAGAUCUACAAUGAAAUUGCCUACCCGCUGGUAGAGGGUGUUACUGAGGGCUACAAUGGCACCAUUUUUGCCUAUGGCCAGACUGGCAGUGGGAAGUCAUUUACCAUGCAGGGCAUUGUGGACCCUCCUACACAGAAAGGCAUAAUUCCCAGAGCAUUUGAACACGUUUUUGAGAGCGUACAGUGUGCUGAAAACACCAAAUUCUUGGUGAGAGUCUCUUACCUGGAGAUCUACAAUGAAGACAUAAGAGAUUUGCUAGGAGCCAACACCAAGCAAAAGUUGAAGCUGAAGGAGCACCCAGAGAAGGGGGUGUAUGUGAAAGGACUCUCCCUGCACACCGUGCACAGCGUGGCCCAGUGCGAGCGCAUCAUGGAGACGGGUUGGAGAAACCGAGCAGUGGGCUACACCCUGAUGAACAAGGAUUCUUCCCGCUCCCACUCCAUCUUCACCAUCAACAUGGAGAUCUAUGCUGUAGGUAGGUGCCAGAUUCCUGGGUCAGGCCUUUGGGAGACUGAGCAUAGAACCAGCCUGUGCAAUCUGGUGGAUAAUCCCAGAAUAAAAACUGGCGCUUGA